GAGCCCCAGCGCUUGAUCCUCCGUUCGAAACGAUUUUGAAACAUCAUGGCAGCCACAACAACAGCGAACAAAUCACCGCAGCAACAUGAACAGCAGCAACACAGACGGCAGCAACAUCUUCAGUGGAGCGCCUGCAUUUUGAUAGUCGUGUUCGGACUGUUUUCGAUGCUGGCAGGGAACUGUGUCAAUGGGCAAAUCGAUGGCUAUACUGCUGGUGAGGACUAUCCCGCCUAUGAUGCCGUUCCCAAGGGACUGGCCUUCAAUUGCCAGGGUCGCCAGCCAGGUUACUAUGCUGAUACAGAGACGCGUUGUCAGGUUUGGCAUUGGUGCCUCCACUCGGGACACCAGUACUCCUUCCUCUGCCCCAAUGGAACCGUCUUCAACCAGGCCGUGAGGGUAUGCGACUGGUGGUCGAAUGUGAACUGCGAGGGAUCGGAGCAACUCUACCAGAACAACGACGAGCUGUAUCGCAUUCCAGAGCGCCAGCAGCAGCAGAAUGAAGUAUGAUAUGAGGCCGAUGAUGAGUAUAAGAUUGGGACAGCAAACGGAACCAGACAGCGCGGCGGAAGACAGCGGCAAUUUCAAAACCAACAGCAACAGCAGCAGCAACAGCAACAGCAGCAACAUCAAGCACUCAACAGCAACUCGGCAAUCGGCGGAAUCAACAGCAGCAACAGAAUCGUAGAUAGCAGCAACUACAAUAAAAUGACCAAAAAUAGCUUUAGAGGUAGCAUGAGAUUUACCACACCAAGUACCAAUCCUCAAUCGUCAUACUCAUCAUCACAGCAGCAACAGGAGCAACAGCAACAGCAACAGCAGCAACAUCAGAACCAGAAGCAACAUAAUUCUAGUAAAAAUAGCGAAAGAAAAUCAAAGCCUAGUAGAGUUAACCAUAGAGAUAGGGAAAACAACCAAACUAGAUCUAGGAAUCGUCCUCACAGUACCCCCCAACCCGGCAAGAAGAACAACAGCAACAGCAACAGCUCACGAGGCAAACAGCGAUAUAACACAAAUAAAUUCGAUAGCGACGCGGAGCUCAAGGAUUACAAGAGCAAGAUCAAGAACAAAUACAAUAUCGAUUAUGAUCAUUCUUUGGAUGAAGAAUAUGAAAUAAUCGAGGCCAUCGAAUGAGUUUAAUUAGCUUUAUACUCGUUGUUCUUGAUGUUGUUGUCACAAAAAACACCUCAUAUUGGCGCUACUUUCCCCCUAUACAAAUUUCGAGUGUUCCCCAAAAUUAUCCGUUGUAUAUAAGAUAAAAACACAUUCCUUUCAUUGUUAAAUACACACACCAUCAUUUAAAUUUGUAAAAGAAAAACUUUGCUUGUGAUGUCC
Messenger RNA from Drosophila subpulchrella, 1332 nucleotides. RefSeq names its product probable serine/threonine-protein kinase dyrk1. The record is from RefSeq and is a predicted model, not a curated record. Gene Ontology annotation, molecular function: chitin binding. Gene Ontology annotation, cellular component: extracellular region. NCBI's taxonomy places the organism in Eukaryota, Metazoa, Arthropoda, Insecta, Diptera, Drosophilidae. The transcript is spliced from 4 exons.